AUGGAUUUCGACAAGCUCAAGAUUCACGACCGCAAAAUCAUUGUCGGUAUUGACUUUGGCACCACCUACUCUGGAGUAGCCUGGGCCGAAAGCCGAAACCCUUCGAGGCGCACUGCCAUCACCCAGUGGCCUGUCUCCAGCACCAACAGGGAGGGAGAAUCGAGCGACAAGGUUCCCUCCAAGCUCCGAUACAAUGGCGACAAGAUCGAAUGGGGCUUUUCCAUCCCCAUCACGGCGCCUCAGGAGGAGGUGAUUGAGUGGUUCAAGCUCGACCUUGACCCUUCGCUCGAGUCCAUGAGCCAAGCAGUCAGGGCUGAUGGUGCACGAGGUGGUCGAAAUGUCGAUACCCUUGUCGCCGACUACAUCUCUCAGCUUAGCGACCACCUUCUGUAUACUCUUCGUGAAAAGCUUGGUGACACUAUCGUCAACAGCACCCCUCUCGAGUUUGUUGUCACUGUCCCCGCUAUCUGGAGUGACUUGGCCAAGGACAAGACCAAGAGAGCAUGCGAGCAGGCCUCGGGCAUUUCAGCCUCCAAUCAGCCUGUCCAUCUUAUCUCUGAGCCCGAGGCCGCUGCCAUCUAUGCCCUCCAUGGCCUGGAUCCCCACGGCCUCAAGGUCGGAGACACUAUUGUUGUCGUUGAUGCUGGUGGCGGUACUGUCGAUCUCAUCUCGUACACCAUCACUGGCCUCAAGCCUAUCCUCGAGGUCCAGGAAGCCGCUCCCGGUUCCGGUGCUCUUUGCGGCUCUACCUUCCUCAACAUGCGCUUUGCAAAGUUCCUUCGUGGAAAGCUAGGCAAGGAGGAUGGUUUCGACGAGGAGGUGAUGGCUGAGGCCAUGGAAGUAUUCGAGAAGAAGGUCAAGCGUCAAUUCACCCUCAAUGUUAGCCCAGACGAGACCUACAACAUCCCUGUGGCAGGUCUGGCCAACAACAAGGCGCUUGGUAUCAGCCGUGGACGCUUCGCUCUCAAGGCUUCGGAGCUCCAAACCAUCUUUGAGCCUGUGGUGCUCGAGGUAAUCAGGCUUGUCAAGGACCAGAUCACGGCUAGUAACGUGCCUAUCCGCGCCAUUCUCCUGGUUGGUGGUUUUGGAGCCUCCAGUUACCUCAAAGAGCGACUUCGAAAUGCUGUCGACAGAGAGAUUCAGAUCAUGCAGCCCCCCAACGCCUGGCAGGCCAUUGUUCAGGGCGCCGUGCUCAAGGGACUCGCCAAUGCUGUUCCAGAGCUCGCAGUGGUCAAGGUGAAGAAUCGCAAGGCCCGAAAGCACUACGGUACCGAAUGGCGGGCUCGAUACGACGAAAAGCUUCAUGGGCAUCUCAAGGCCAAGAAACAGUGGUGUGGCCUUGAUGGCUGCUUCAAGAUUCACGCCAUGGAGUGGUUCAUCAACAGAGGUGAUCAAGUGUCGGAGAAUGAACCUUACUAUACUGCAUUCGUCUGGACGGGUCUCGUCAGCCAAGGUCGCAUCCGGAAGAUCAAGAUGACUAUCUACAAUGAUCAGACACUUCGAGAUGCCCCCGUUUCUCGUGAUGAGAACGUCAAGGUCCUUUCGCAUGUCGAGGCGGAUGUUAGCCAUAUCCCAGAGAAUCUGCUGGCACGCCGUCAGGGCUCAGACGGCCAGUGGUACUACGAGCUGAGCUGCAAGAUCGAGGCUGUCUACCUCUCGGCAUCGACCACCUACACCCUUCUCUACAACAACCAACGAUACCACACAGUGACUUGCGAGUACGUCUAA
Fusarium keratoplasticum is the source of this 1728-nucleotide messenger RNA. RefSeq lists its product as uncharacterized. NCBI's taxonomy places the organism in Eukaryota, Fungi, Ascomycota, Sordariomycetes, Hypocreales, Nectriaceae. The coding region runs from base 1 to 1728 and encodes 575 amino acids. Gene Ontology annotation, molecular function: ATP binding; ATP-dependent protein folding chaperone. The transcript is spliced from 5 exons. The record is from RefSeq and is a predicted model, not a curated record.